Kazachstania africana CBS 2517 is the source of this 2418-nucleotide messenger RNA. RefSeq lists its product as uncharacterized. Lineage: Eukaryota; Fungi; Ascomycota; Saccharomycetes; Saccharomycetales; Saccharomycetaceae. Bases 1 to 2418 code for a protein of 805 amino acids. The transcript has a single exon. The record is from RefSeq and is a predicted model, not a curated record.
AUGGGGUUACUCAGUCACUCGCUCAUCAGCAAAGCCUUUUUGCUAUCAUGUGUUUUCGCUUACGCAUUUGCUACUUACAGCUUUAGUGGUAAUACUGCCAUUGACGGUAUUACCUUUUUCCCAUUGGCUGCUUCAGUUACUUCGGGUUCUACAUUGCUCAUCCAGUCUGGUAUUCUUCACUAUUUCUUAUCCACACUAACUAAUUACGGUAAAUUAUACAUCUGCGAAACUAGCAGUUGGGAUAUUGGUAUGAGUGUUUUAGGUUACGGUAGCUUUUACAAUUACGGUACUUUCAUGGUUGACGAUACCGAGGCCUUAACUGCUGUUAACGUCAAAUUUAGUGGUGAUGUCUUUACGAACGAUGGUGAUAUUUUUGUUACAAGUAAGGGCUAUUUACUUAACGGUGCUACAGUUAAGUUUACUAGCAGUGAUUGGACCAAUACUGGUUUAAUCAACAUCAACCAAGACAGUGGUUCUGCAUUACUAAGCGAUGUUGAAUUGGGUGGUGGUGACAAAUGGAUCAUCUUUGGUCAAGAUCACAUUGUUAACACUGGUACUAUUUGUGUCACUAAUGUCAAAUAUAACCAAUACGCUGCCAUGAGUGGUCAAGGUUGUAUCGAUGUUGGUGAAGAUGCAGUUCUAUACCUUGACCAUACUAUUCCACGUGAUAUGUCAUCUCAAACCAUCUUCAUGUCUAGUUCAUCUUCUACUGUCACCAUCAAGAACACUCUUGGUUACAGUACCUUGACUGUUAGAGGAUUCGGUGACGGCAACGUUAUCAACUUCCCAUUCGUGAUUAUUUAUCACAGUUACAACUCUUCAAGCGGUAUUUUAACUGUUGUCAGCGCUGCUUUAUUGAUGUACAUUGACAUCGGUACUGGUUAUGACUCCAACGACUUUGAAUUAACCAACAACGGUUUAAUCCUAUUUGGUGCUAUUAAAUACACUGGCUCUGUCCCAGACUCUACCCGUCCAAGUGUCUGUUCCGUUUGUACUGCUGCUCCAUCAUGCUCCGACAUCACCGCAUCGUCAUACAGCACCAUGUCCAACUCUUUCACCGAAGUUACUCUUCCAGAUGCUUACACUACUACUGUAUCCGAUGAAAGUGAAACUGCUACCGAAUUGAUCUCCUUCUACUAUACCACAGACAACGGUGGAAGUAGUAUCAUUGAUGCUACUACAUACAUUGUCAGUGGAAGUUCCAUUAUGGAAAUGAGUUCAGGUGUUGUCAGUUCUAAUGCUUCCCAUUCCACUAUUAUCGAACCAUCUACUAGUGCCACUGUUUCUAUCUCCUCUACCGCUAUCACUACUAGUGACUCUACAGAAAGUGUAGCUGUCUCUGAAGGUGUUAGUACCUCAGUUGACAAUGGUAAGACAGUUACCGUGACUGUUGGUGAAUCUUCUACUACGACUGCUUCAUCUGCUUCAUCAGCUUUUUCGUCCUCUGUUUCUUCUGCUCCUGCUUCAUCCUCAUCUUCCUCUUCUGGUGCUGCUGCUCUCACUACCUACACAACUACAGCCACUAACGGGGGUUCAACUUCCACCUAUGUUGUAGUUGAAUACACCACUACUGAUUCAGUAGGUGCAACUCUUACCUCAGAAGUUACCUACACUGUUGGCGCAGAAAGUACCGAAACCCUAAGUGCUUACACUACUACUAUUGUCUCUGGCGGUACCAGUGAAACUGUUGUAGUUUCUGAAUACGUCACUGUUGACUCGGAAGGAAGUGUUUAUACUACUUGUACUACAUAUGAAGUUGGCGCCUCAGGUAGUGGUUCAAGUUACACCACUACUGUCACUGCUGGUGUUAGUACCGAAGUUGUUGUUAUCUGCACAUGUACUUUAACAAAAUCCAAUGGUGAAACCGUCAGCACUUUAACCACUUUCCCUGCUACUUCCACUCCAACUGACAUGUCUGGGGAAUCCUAUACUACUACUCUAGUUCACGGCGGUACUGUUACUGAAUAUGUUAUGUGUGACUAUGAAUCCACUAACUCAGCUGGUGCUGUCGUUACAUCUCACAGUACAGUUUCUACUAUCGCAGCUGGUAAUGAUUACACCACCACAGUUGUAAGCAAUGGAGUUACCUCCACUGUCACUGUAUGUGAAUGCACUUUCACCAACGCUCAAGGAGCUACCUAUGUUUCACACAGUACUCGUAGUGCUACCGAAACUCAACCACUCGCCACCGAAGCAGCUGAAGCCAAAUCCUCUUCUCAAGGUACUACGACGGUAACUGCUGUCCAGUCGGUUGCUGAUACUACUACCAAGAUUGAAACAUUAACUGCUUCCUCCAAGGCAGUUAGCGAAGCAGUAACUACUGCAGCUCAGGUGUCAGCUUAUGAAGGUAAAGCAGCAAACUUAAAGCUGGGCGGUCUAUUCAUCGCUUUAGCUUCUACUUUCUUUCUUUUUGUUUGA